AUGGUCGGUUGUAGAAUCAUGAUGGUUUGGUUGAUUCUUUUUUCAGUUGCAGUUGCUCGAUUUCCACCUGAUACUGAUCACACAGUCGAGAUAUUGCGUUCAAUUGCUCAGCAGCUCGGAUAUCCAGAGGAAUUUGUAAAUAGGCAUGGGAACGAUCCUUGUGAAUGGUUCGGGAUCAACUGUCUGGAGGGUACCAUUAUAAGUAUCACCUUCAUCUCAAUGAAUAUGACCGGAUUCAUCUCCCCGCAGUUCGGAUAUCUUACGUCUCUUCAAGUGCUUGAUCUUUCACACAAUCUUCUUACCGGCACCAUUCCUCUAGAACUCACCAAGUUGAAUUUGAGAAAUCUGGAUCUUUCCUACAACCAACUGCAUGGGACAGUGCCACAGUUUAGGAGGGACAUGUUUCUCAACACUGAAGGGAAUCCAAACCUCGAGACAAACGGGGCUCUUGUUCCUUCUGCAACAAGGAACAAGAACAAAUCAGGUAUUGUUGAACUCCUGCUUGGUAUUUUCAUCGGUGUAGUGAUUGCUGGAGGAGUAGCUUUCGGAAUCUUUCUGUUCAGGAAAAGGAAGCAUCACAUUCUACGACUUCAGAAUGAAACAGUGACAAGUGUGCAGCAAUCUGGUGAUGAAUACAUUGAAGUAGAUAAUUAUGUGAUUCCCCUUUCGCUUCUCAGGGAGGCUACAGAAAAUUUUAGCGAGCAGAACCUGAUUGGGAAAGGUGGUUUUGGAUCAGUCUACAAAGGGAAACUGCAGAACGGAGAUGUUGAGAUUGCAGUGAAAAGAAUGGGCCAAGAAGUGUUAAGAGGAAAAGGGGAUGAAGGGUUUAGAGCCGAGGUGUACACGUUAACCAAGGUAAACCAUAGAAAUCUCGUAGUUCUGCAUGGGUAUUGCGUCGAAGGAAACGAGAGAUUGUUGGUGUACAGGUACAUGUCUCAAGGAAGUUUAAACAGACAUCUAUUCCAGUGGAAGGAAGAAGGGUUGAAACCCCUUGAGUGGACUACACGGCUUGCUAUUGCCUUGGAUGUGGCCAGAGGGGUUGAAUAUCUGCAUACUUUGGCUCUUCAAUGUCAGAGUUACAUACACAGAGAUCUAAAACCGGCAAACAUUCUUCUGGGAGAUGAUAUGCAUGCAAAGGUUUCUGACUUUGGAUUGGUUCGGGCUACAGAAGAGGGCAGAGAAUCUAUCAGGACAAAGUGUGUGGGAACAGCUGGUUACAUUGCACCUGAAUAUCAAAUGAAUGGAAAGGUAACUACAAAAGCUGAUGUGUUCAGUUUUGGGGUCAUUCUCAUGCAACUAGUAUCAGGGCAGGCAGCUUUAGACGAGAAUCGAUCUGAAUAUGAUCAUCACAUCUCCACUUGGUUCAGGAAAGUUUUCAUCGAGAACAACUCCAUUGGAAAAGCCAUUGACGAAACCAUCGAGCUCAACGAAGAGACCUGCAACGUCAUUGAUGAGGUAGCCAAACUGGCUAUUCACUGUUGCGCCAAGGAACCCGCACAGAGACCUGAGAUGAGUUUUGUUGUCUCUACGCUGGCAUCACUCACAGUGCAUUGGACACCUGGUGAGAUCAAAGAGGAAGAUGAAGAUGAUACAAGUGCAACAAUUUCAGGGAUCAUUAAAGGAUGGAAGGAGCCUAGUGGUGCUGUUGUUGGCGAUGAACUUCCUGGUUAUACAGUCUUAGGAUGCAAUAACAUCAUUGGUCACCAUACCGUGGUUGGUGUUAAAUGUCAAGACUUGAAGUACAAGAGUGGGGAUGAAUGUUUUCUUUGCAUUGGUGACAAGAAUGAAAUUAGGGAGUUCUGCUCAAUUCACAGGUCAUCAAAGCCCAGUGAUAAAACGGUUAUUGGUGACAACAACCUAGUCAUGGGUUCUUGUCAUAUUAUUGCUCAUGAUUGCGAGAUUGGUGACCGUAACAUAUUUGCCAACAAUACACUUCUUGCAGGCCAUGUGACUGUAGAAGACUAUACACACACAGCAGGAGCCACGGUCAUCCACCAGUUCUGUCAUAUUGGCUCCUUCGCUUUCUUUGGUGGUGAAUUGGAAUUUGGAAAGGAUAGGAUGAUGGUGGAGCUGCAUUCACAAGGUAGAUCGAUUGAAGAUAUUGAAGCUUGUUUGAAGAAAAUGCCAAUUGAUUCUCAGGUUAUUGAAGCUAUCAAAUCAGCUAAAUCGUUAGGGUAUGAUUUAAAGAUUGUGAGUGAUGCUAAUCAAUUUUUCAUUGAGAAGAUAUUGGAGCAGCAUGAUUUGUUGGAUUGCUUUUCUGAGAUUUACACAAAUCCAACCUCUGUUGGUGAAAAUGGGAACUUGCGGAUCUUGCCGUAUCAUGGUGAUGCAUUGCCUCCACAUAGCUGUAAUCUCUGCCCUUCAAACUUAUGCAAGGGUCUAGUGAUGGAUCCCCAUGUUCCUUCUUCUUCUUCUUCCUUUGAAUCUCCAAGGAUGCUUGUAUACUUACAUGGGAUAGGGAUCGUGUCAAAAGGCUUAUCAAACUCCUUAAUGAAGCUGAGAGAGUGCGAUGUUGUGAUGCCGAGAACGAAUUAUCCGCUGUGGAAGAAGAUUUCAGACAAUUCCUCACUGAUCAAAGCAGAUGUCAAGGAGUGGAGCAAUGCAGAGGAAAUACAGAGAAUCCUUCUGCAACUUGUCAGCAUUAAGAAGAUUCAAAACACCAUCCUUUAA
This is a messenger RNA of Camelina sativa (false flax), 2670 nucleotides long. NCBI's taxonomy places the organism in Eukaryota, Viridiplantae, Streptophyta, Magnoliopsida, Brassicales, Brassicaceae. The record is from RefSeq and is a predicted model, not a curated record.